Molecule: messenger RNA, 774 nt
Organism: Penicillium cosmopolitanum
Lineage: Eukaryota; Fungi; Ascomycota; Eurotiomycetes; Eurotiales; Aspergillaceae
Exons: 7
Molecular function (GO): protein dimerization activity
Source: RefSeq, a predicted model, not a curated record
UGUUUUAGAAACAACAUAAGAUUUAAUUAUCAACUCCUUGCCGAGGAAUAUCAAGAUCUUAAUUACCCUCGAUUACUAGACGCCUUCCGAGAGAUCCUAUUAGCCUUUGAACCUCUGACAGAGUCCUAUACUAGAAUCCGAGCUUUUGCAGUAUUUAUUCAUACAAGCCCGCAGCGCCGAAAGGCCUUUAAGGAUAUUCAAGAAGCUAAUCAAAAGCUACUACUAAUUCAAGAUCAACAAAUCAACUAUCUUCUUUGUCUUACAAAACCUUUUUUUAAUUUUACAAAUACUCUAUCAAAGUCCAAAACUGCUACGAUUCACCAGAAGAAAACUGUUCUUAAGGCUCUCAAAGUCAGUUAUAAAAAGCUUUAUAGAUACUAUCGCCGGACGAUUAAUUUACAGAGAAAUAUCUAUACAAUUAGUACGAUUUUGGCCCCUUCUUAUAAGCUUCACCAAAGAAACAGCCAGCAAUCUAAGUCUCGUCUUUAUCUAAGCUAUUACGCUACCAGAAUCCCCAAGGAAUUCCUUAUAAAUCGACAGAGCUUAAAAACUAUCUCCGAAAUACAAGAACACCAUCAAGAGUAUCCCGUUCUUGCUCGAAUCGCCCGUAAUACACUAGCAAUCCCAGCAACAGGAGCAGGAGUUGAACAAAUGUUUAAUUAUGCUCAAGAUAUCUGCCAUUAUCGACAUAGAUCUCUAAAGGAGAGUACUAUCAGCAAUCUUAUAAUAUAUAUAUAUACAUCUAAUUUUAAAUCGAAAGCAGAUCUUAAGUAA